This is a messenger RNA of Sorghum bicolor (sorghum), 1212 nucleotides long. RefSeq lists its product as uncharacterized. NCBI's taxonomy places the organism in Eukaryota, Viridiplantae, Streptophyta, Magnoliopsida, Poales, Poaceae. The transcript has 6 exons. The coding region runs from base 74 to 901 and encodes 275 amino acids. The record is from RefSeq and is a predicted model, not a curated record.
CAACUGCACCACGACUCAAAAAACCCAUCUGCAGUUGUAGCAGGGGAACUCUUUCCCCGUGCCACGGACGACAAUGACUAUCGACGCGGCGCUCCUCGCCAUCGUCGUCGCCUUCCUCCUCCCGCUACGCCUCGUCUCCCUCGGCCUCCGCCUGGCGUGCGGGCGCCACAGCACCAGCGCCAGACACCUCCGCCGUUCCUGUGCUGCUUUGGCCGUCGCGGCCGCGCUCCUCGCAGUAAUCUUCGCCCUCCCGCGUGACCAAGCCAGGGAGUGCGCCGCCCCGGUCGCCUCCGUCUCCAGUGGCGGGGAUGACUUCGGCGGUUUCCGCGAGGAGUUGCGGUCGGAGGUCGAGCAGCUUAAGCUGCAGCUGGCGCGGCUUGAAUCUCUUUGGGAUAGUAAAUCUAAAGUGGUGGAUGAGAAACUUGAUCCUUUAGAGGAGGAGAAUGAUCGUGUAGUGAGAGCAAUGGAACUUGAUAUCCAGUCUCUGAUCAAUGAGCAGGAAAAUAUCAAGAUUCAGGAAUCAUUAUGCAGCUCAUAUUUUGGUGAUAGUAUCAAGGCAAUAGAAAAUGAGGUGCCUCCCACACUCAGAAAAAUGUUGGAUGUAUUUGCUCAUGUUCCUACUAAAAUAGGACUACUGGUUCAAAUUCUAAAAGAUGGAUCAAGAAAGAUGAACUCGGAUAUAUGGACUGUAUCAAAGGACACAACAGAAAAGGUCGAAGGUCUGCAUUCAGCUAUCAAGAAGGUUCAAGUUAUAGCUGAUGAAUGGGUCAAGAUGAACUCUACUAUUAACAGAAUAUGGUCAUUCACCAAGGAGACAGAGAAAAGGGUGGAAGGUCUAUAUUCAGAUUUAAAGAAGGGCUUCAAGCAGACGAAGAGAAAAGUGCCAUUCUGGAGAGAUUGAUGAUGCUGUGGACGGGCCUGAUGUUUGAUCACUUGUCAUUGAUGCUCCGCUUGGAAUUGUCACACAAGCUGUUAGCAACUUAAUCCGCUUGUGUCCGUGUUUAUAUAUCUUAGUUCACGUCCUUAUUACUUGUCAGACGUCAGUGCAAGGUUGUGGUUGUUGAUACCUUGUGCGACCCAACUUGCCAACUUCUUUGGUCCCGUCAUGGUCGCAUAAUGGGUAAUGUGCUUUUAACACUGGCGGACGUCCGUCGAAAUAUGAAUUGUUAUUUUUAGCUAUAUAUAUGAAAUACACAGUAGAUCUCCGAGAUA